CAAUUUCAACAUUAAUUACUUCUCAAGGUUGCUAAGAAUUCCAAACAGUUGGAACUAUACUCUGACAUUGUUGUCCUACUCUAUUUACAUAUAAUCCUUUUUCAGGCUUUAAAAACUAGCAAGAUAGCAUUAUAAAUCUAAAAGCUUCCCCUGGCACUUCCUAUAUAUUCAACUGUAGUAAUCCAUUGUACAAGAAUGGAGAUUACUUCGGUAUUCAUAGCCUUGGCAUGGCUUCUAGCAUUAGCUAUUAUUUCAAAAGUUAUCAACCAUCUAUGCCCCAAAACAAAGCUACCACCAGGACCAAAGCCAUGGCCAAUUAUUGGCAAUUUGAACCUUAUUGGUUCAAUCCCACGUGAGUCUUUGCACAAUCUCUCACAAAAAUAUGGAGAUCUAAUGCACCUAAAGUUCGGUUCCAGGCCUGUUCUGAUAGCAUCUUCCCCAGAAAUGGCGAAAGAGAUUUUGAAAACACAUGAUGCCAUCUUUGCUUCUCGCCCUGCAUUAGCUGCUGGUAAGUACCUUAGCUUUAACUACUCAGACAUGUCAUGGGCACCUUAUGGUGCAAAGUGGGGCCAAGGUCGAAAGAUCUACAUAACCGAGAUAUUUAAUCCCAAAAGGCUUGAUUCCUUCAAGUACAUUCGUGUUGAGGAAGGGAGAAAUUUGAUUUCUCAUCUUUUUGCUCUAUCAGGAAAGCCAAUUUUUCUCAAAGACCAUUUACCUCAAUUUACACUUUGCACUAUAAGUAGGAUGGUUAUGAGUGGCAAGUACUACUGUGAUAAGUCAGAAUCUAAUGAUACAAUAGUGACACUCGAAAAAUUGCAAUGGAUGCUAGAAGAAUGGUUUAUCCUUGGUGGGGUGGUUAAUAUCGGGGAUUGGAUACCUUGGCUUAAUUGGCUUGACUUGCAAGGGUACGUAAAGCGAAUGAAGGCUUUGGAGAAAACCAUGGUAGAAUUUCACAAUUAUGUGCUUGAAGAUCACAAGGCUAAAGCAAAGGAGAAUUCUCAUCCAACGGACAUGGUUGAUGUCUUGUUGCAACUAGUUGAUGACCCUAAUCUGGAAGUUAAGCUCACGACCAAUCAUCUAAUGGGGUUAAUCCUCGAUUUGUUGGCCGGUGGAACAGAUACUUCAGCAACAACUGUAGAAUGGGCAUUUCAAGAAUUAAUGAGGAACCCAAAGAUCAUUGAGAAGGCAAACCAAGAACUUGACAAAGCCAUUGGGAAAGAAAGAUGGGUAGAAGAAGAGGACCUUUCCCAACUACCUUAUAUAGAAGCCAUAAUCAAAGAGACAUUUAGACUGCACCCUUUAACUACAUUACUUGCUCCGCAUUACUCCAUUGAGGACUGCAAUGUUGCUGGUUAUGACAUACCAAAGGGAACAACAGUAUUUGUAAAUACAUGGUCUUUAGGAAGAAAUCCUAAGUGUUGGGAUAGGCCAGAAAAAUUCAUUCCAGAAAGGUUCUUAGAAAAUGACAUUGACAUAAAGGGACAAAACUUCACACUGCUCCCAUUUGGUUCAGGAAGGAGGAGGUGCCCCGGAUAUAGUCUCGGGAUUAAGCUUGUUCAGACAACGCUGGCUAACUUGUUGCAUGGAUUCAACUGGAAAUUAUCUGGAGAUAUGAAGCCAGAAGAUAUAAGCAUGGAGGAAAUUUAUGGAUUGACAACACACCCAAAGAAGCCGACAUCUAUGAUCAUGGAACCAAAACUUAGCCCCCAUCUUUAUUAGUACUUUCUUGAGUACUUAUCAAUCUUGAUCGGUGUAACUUGUACUAGCGUUCAACAUUCUACUCUACUUCAUGGAAUAAUUCAUAAAAUUGCUUCGUUUUU
This is a messenger RNA of Nicotiana tabacum (common tobacco), 1820 nucleotides long. RefSeq names its product trimethyltridecatetraene synthase-like. Gene Ontology annotation, molecular function: iron ion binding; monooxygenase activity; heme binding. The record is from RefSeq and is a predicted model, not a curated record. NCBI's taxonomy places the organism in Eukaryota, Viridiplantae, Streptophyta, Magnoliopsida, Solanales, Solanaceae.